AUGUCUCCAUCUGAACAACAGUCCCCGAACAACCAGGCCGCGCAACCCAGCGGCCCGAGCAGAUCCGACACCAACUCCGUGCAGAUCUCGCAGCCCGUGGCUCUUCAGGCAAUGGACCCGAAGCGUCCGCAGCCCGACCAGCCCGAGUUCGGGAACAUGCGCGGCGGUGAGCGCGGUUCCUGCUGUCCGGGCCGCUUCUGCUUCUGCGUCCCGUGCCCGCUGCCGUGCGACUGCUGCAUCAUUUGA
Hypoxylon fragiforme is the source of this 246-nucleotide messenger RNA. RefSeq lists its product as uncharacterized. The record is from RefSeq and is a predicted model, not a curated record. The coding region runs from base 1 to 246 and encodes 81 amino acids. The transcript has 2 exons. Lineage: Eukaryota; Fungi; Ascomycota; Sordariomycetes; Xylariales; Hypoxylaceae.